Molecule: messenger RNA, 1152 nt
Organism: Zychaea mexicana
Lineage: Eukaryota; Fungi; Mucoromycota; Mucoromycetes; Mucorales; Lichtheimiaceae
Exons: 4
Coding region: 1-1152 (383 amino acids)
Biological process (GO): actin cortical patch localization; endocytosis; plasma membrane tubulation
Cellular component (GO): Rvs161p-Rvs167p complex; mating projection tip; actin cortical patch
Molecular function (GO): lipid binding; protein binding
Source: RefSeq, a predicted model, not a curated record
AUGGCGGCAUUCCUGACAGUGAUCUACGAUACUCACCUGGGCGUGCAGGCAACAGAACAAGGCGGAGUUCAACGUCGGUUCCAACAAACUCCGGCUGCUGCCACUCAAGCAGCCAAUGAUGCUGAGGCGGCAAUGGCGUAUUGCCGAGAUGAAGUAUUACCGGAACUGGAUGCACUUGACCGUGACGUUGUACGACCCAUGAUUGAACUGCGUGAAAUCAUAAAGACGAUCAAUAAAACUAUGGUGAAGCGUAACCACAAGCUGAUCGACUACGACCGUCACCGUUCAGCCUUGAACAAAUUGAAAGUAAAGGAGGAGCGAAGCUUUAAUGAGGAAAAGCAGAUCUUUAAGGUCGAAACACAAUUUGAAACGGCUACCCAAGACUACGAGUACCUUAACGACAUGCUCAAGCAAGAGCUGCCGCGAUUCUUCCACAUGAAGGCCCAAUUCAUUGAGCCAGUGUUCGAAAAUUUCUAUUAUUUGCAGUGCAAGAUCUACGGCAUGAUUUAUGCACGCUGCUAUGAGCUUAUCAAUUCCAACACACAGCACUUUACCACGCACGAAAUGUCGGUUGUGGAUGGUUUCGAGUGGCGUCGAUCACAGCGCGAUAUGCGUGCCGAGGUCGAGAAUCUGGAUCUGCUGAAAUCAGGUGGCAAAGCUUGGCUAAGUGCGUCUGGCGGCAGCAACAAUUCCAAACUGUCACUCAAAGAGCGUGCUGCGAUGCGACAGCAAGAGCAGCAGCAAUAUAACAAUGACGGCGAUGGAUAUGCAUCAUCGUCUGCUCCACCGCCAGCCUACGGCGCUGCUGGCGGCACCACCAUUGAUGCCACACCCAUGGCGUAUGGUAGCAAAGAGAACACUUCGUACUCCUCUCCGUCCUACGCUAAUACUAACAACAAUAACACUUAUCACCAACGGUCGACGUCUCGUUCAGGCCCAUCUCCUCCCCCGCCGCCACCUAUUGCAAACAAAGCAAGCGCGUACGUCGUGGCACUGUAUGAUUAUGAUGCACAGGCAGACGGCGACUUGAGCUUCCGGAAAGACGACAAGAUUGAGCUGAUAGAGCGGACGGCGGAUGAGAACGACUGGUGGACUGGACGACUGCGUGGUGUUACUGGCAUCUUCCCUGGCAAUUACGUUUCUGACAUGUAA